This is a messenger RNA of Monomorium pharaonis (pharaoh ant), 1066 nucleotides long. Its product is annotated as protein-L-isoaspartate(D-aspartate) O-methyltransferase. Gene Ontology annotation, cellular component: cytoplasm. The coding region runs from base 178 to 867 and encodes 229 amino acids. The record is from RefSeq and is a predicted model, not a curated record. Gene Ontology annotation, biological process: protein modification process. Lineage: Eukaryota; Metazoa; Arthropoda; Insecta; Hymenoptera; Formicidae. The transcript is spliced from 6 exons. Gene Ontology annotation, molecular function: protein-L-isoaspartate (D-aspartate) O-methyltransferase activity.
GCUUCCCUCGGCGACUCCACCUUCGGCUUAAGGUCGCUACUUGUGUCAUCACGGCCAUAUUAGACACACACAUACGUAUACGUAUGCGAGAGGAAUGAGGACGUCCCGCGACAAAUGAGGCUCUCCUGAGGCUUUCAAGCCCGGAGGAUCGCGAGGGGACAGGACCCGCGAGGCGGCAUGGCAUGGCACUGCAACGGCACUACGAACCAAGAGAUGGUGGCGAAGCUGAAAGAGGCUGGUAUCCUAACGACGGACAGGGCAGAGGUGGCUAUGCUCACUGUCGACAGAGCCAAGUACUGUCAAGAGCCAGACCCUUAUCUCGAUCGUCCUAGGAGGAUCGGUUACAACGUGACCAUCAGCGCACCGCAUAUGCACGCGUACGCAUUGUCUAUUCUCUCCGAUCAGCUCUUUGAUGGCGCCAAGGCACUCGACGUCGGUUCAGGUUCCGGCUAUCUGUCCGCCUGCAUGGCGUACAUGAUAGGCACGCGCGGACACGUAGUAGGCAUCGAGCAUAUUCCCGAACUCAUAGAACUCUCCACCAGAAACGUGCGCGAAGACAAUCCGCACUUCCUCAAAGAGGGCCGCAUCAAAUUUGUGGUGGGAGACGGCAGAUUGGGAUACGCUGCUGACGGUCCUUACCACGCUAUACACGUUGGAGCAGCGGCCGAAACUUUACCGCAAACGUUGAUAGACCAAUUGGCUCCCGGAGGUCGACUGAUCUGCCCGGUCGUGGCCAUAGAAGGUUUCCAGAGGUUCCAAGAUCUGCUGCAAGUGGACAAGAACACGGACGGCACGAUCACGAAGAAGAAACUGAUGCAAGUCUCUUACGUUCCUCUCACGGAUCCUACUACUCAAUUACGUAAUUAGAGUCAUUAAAGGUGAGGUGUCAUGCGGCGGAAAGAAAUUUUUGAGAUCGGACGAAUGAAAGUGAUUAUCGCAUAAGAAUCUGAUUGACGAUAAUCAGAAUUUUUAUACACCAAUGAACUAAUUUUUUCACGCAUGCAUAGAUAUGGAAUACACACCAUCUUCAAUUGGGGAUAUAUCAAUAAACUAUAUAUAUUUUGUA